AUGAGGUUAAUUGAAAAGCUAAAGUGUAUUAGGAAUUUCACAGGUGAAACCACUAUAUCAUCUGUUCCUAGUGCAUCAAAUCCUCAACCGGCGAUGACAUUAUUUCAAGUGCGGGAUUUGCUUGCAGAAAAUAGGAAGGAGUAUCAUGAGCUCAUUAAGUUAGAGAAUAAGUUGAGUGUUGGGGGUAAUGACAGCAAUGAAGCCAAAGAUGAAAGUGAAGAGGAAGAUGGAGAGGAUUGGAAAGACGAGGAGGAUGGUGAAGAUACAAAUGAUGGGGAGGAUGAGGAUGAUGAUGAUACUAAUGACAGGGAGAAUGAUGAUGAGGAUGAUGACGGCAUAGCUCUUGAAUAA
Messenger RNA from Asparagus officinalis (garden asparagus), 351 nucleotides. RefSeq names its product FK506-binding protein 4-like. The transcript has 2 exons. The record is from RefSeq and is a predicted model, not a curated record. The coding region runs from base 1 to 351 and encodes 116 amino acids. NCBI's taxonomy places the organism in Eukaryota, Viridiplantae, Streptophyta, Magnoliopsida, Asparagales, Asparagaceae.